Molecule: messenger RNA, 1086 nt
Organism: Trichoplax adhaerens
Lineage: Eukaryota; Metazoa; Placozoa; Uniplacotomia; Trichoplacea; Trichoplacidae
Exons: 1
Coding region: 1-1086 (361 amino acids)
Biological process (GO): G protein-coupled receptor signaling pathway
Cellular component (GO): membrane
Molecular function (GO): G protein-coupled receptor activity
Source: RefSeq, a predicted model, not a curated record
AUGGUAGCAGGACCUCAAGAACCAGAUCGAAUUGCCUUAAUCGUCUUAUAUUUUGUUAUCUUUACUAUUGGCUUUGUUGGCAAUUCCUUGGUUUGCUUUAUUAUCCUGACUAAAAGGGUAGCCAUUACAACAACAACUAUUUUCCUAUGUAAUUUAGCCUUUAUCGAUUUAAUCUUACUUUUAUCACUAGUACCGAUGAAAGUGGCUCGCCAAUUUACACUAGGUUAUAUCUUAGGAACAGCAUUAUGCAAAAUUGAAGGCUAUCUAGGAACGGUUUGUUUAGCUAAUGCAUCCCUAACUUUAGUGGUCAUGGGAGUGGAUAAAUAUAUUGCUAUUGCUAAACCAUUCAAAAGGCAUUACUUUCGUAAACGAUGGGCAAUUGCUAUCGUCUGCAUCAUCUGGAUAUUAACGUCCUUGGUUAUGAUGGUGCCAUUAAUUAAUAAUGCUGUGGAGUAUUUCUAUUAUCAGCCAGCUGCAACAUGCAUCGGUUUCUGCUAUUCCUACUGGAAUUCAUUAGUUGCAGCCCGUAUUUAUUACGUUUUUGUUCUAUCCUUUGAUUUCAUCUGUCCAUCUUUGAUGAUAAUUUAUUUCUAUUCUACCAUCGCCAUCUAUGUUAUUAAGACAAAACGUAUGCAUCGCUAUGGCUUAGUCAAGAAAUUCUAUUCUAGGCGGAAAAGGCAAAUCUUGAAAAUGCUAAUUGCGGUGGUGGCUGCUUUUUAUGUCUGUUGGACACCUUACAGUAUCUUAACCCUCUUACGGGUCUUUCGUACAAUUAAUAUAAAUACUGUGCCUUAUUUACGACAACUGAGUAAUUAUUUCCUCCUGCUAACAUUUUGUAGUGCUGCUAUUAAUCCAAUUAUUUAUGGUUUAUAUCAUGAAAACUUUAAAGCAAGUAUGAAAUUAAUGUAUAGCGCAUCAACUCGAACUCAUUCCUAUACCAUUUCUCGUACUCGAACAAUCAGUCGUACGUCGACGGCUGGCAGUUUUAAUGCACGAAAUGCGGAAAGGCAAAAAAGUAUUAUGCGCCAUAAAUUGGCUGUCUUGCGGGCUAAUUCUAACCAGCAAUCAGAAGUAGCUAAAGUUUAA